Messenger RNA from Chrysochloris asiatica (Cape golden mole), 5472 nucleotides. It is a transcript of the gene ITGB4, whose product is annotated as integrin, beta 4. Gene Ontology annotation, biological process: cell-matrix adhesion; cell migration; cell adhesion mediated by integrin. The record is from RefSeq and is a predicted model, not a curated record. Gene Ontology annotation, cellular component: membrane; cell surface; integrin complex. The transcript is spliced from 39 exons. Gene Ontology annotation, molecular function: integrin binding. NCBI's taxonomy places the organism in Eukaryota, Metazoa, Chordata, Mammalia, Afrosoricida, Chrysochloridae. The coding region runs from base 1 to 5472 and encodes 1823 amino acids.
AUGGGAGGGCCAUGCCCCAGCCCGUGGACCAGGCUACUGCUGGCAGCCCUGCUAAGUGUCAGCUUCUCCGGUCACAUGGCAAACCGCUGCAAGAAGGCCCAGGUGAAGACCUGUACCGAGUGCAUCCGUGUGGACAAGGACUGCGCCUAUUGUACUGAUGAGAUGUUCAAGGAGCGGCGAUGCAACACCCAGGCGGAGCUGCUGGCCGCAGGCUGCCCACAAGAGAACAUGAUGGUCAUGCAGAGUAGCUUUGAGAUCACAGAGGAGACCCACAUUGACACCACCCUGCGCCGCAGCCAGGUCUCCCCACAAGGGCUGCGGCUGCGGCUGCGGCCAGGCGAGGAGCAGCAAUUCCAGUUGGAAGUAUUUGAGCCCCUGGAGAGCCCUGUGGACCUUUACAUCCUCAUGGACUUCUCCAACUCCAUGUCUGACGAUCUGGCCAAUCUCAAGCAGAUGGGGCGGAACCUGGCCCAGGUCCUGAGUCAGCUCACCAGUGACUACACGAUUGGAUUUGGCAAGUUUGUGGACAAAGUCAGCGUCCCCCAGACAGACAUGAGGCCUGAGAAGCUCAAGGAACCCUGGCCCAACAGUGAUGCCCCCUUCUCCUUCAAGAACGUCAUCAGCCUGACUGAAGAUGUGGAGGAGUUUCGGAGUAAACUGCAGGGAGAACGCAUCUCGGGCAACCUGGAUGCUCCAGAAGGGGGCUUUGAUGCCAUCCUGCAGACAGCUGUAUGCACGAAGGACAUUGGCUGGCGCCCAGACAGCACCCAUCUGUUGGUGUUCUCCACGGAAUCUGCUUUCCACUAUGAAGCUGAUGGUGCCAACGUGUUGGCGGGCAUCAUGAGACGCAAUGAUGAGGAAUGCCACUUGGAUGCCACGGGCACCUACACCCAGUACAGGACACAGGACUACCCAUCGGUGCCCACCCUGGUCCGCCUGCUCGCCAAGCACAACAUCAUCCCCAUCUUUGCUGUCACCAACUACUCUUACAGCUACUAUGAGAAGCUGCAUUCAUACUUUCCCGUGUCCUCGCUGGGGGUGCUGCAGGAGGACUCAUCCAACAUCGUGGAACUGCUGGAGGAGGCCUUCAACCGCAUUCGCUCCAACCUGGACAUCCGGGCCCUGGACAGCCCCCGAGGGCUGCGGACAGAGGUUACCUCCAAGAUAUUCCAAAAAACGAAGACUGGGUCCUUCCACAUCCGGCGUGGGGAAGUGGGCACAUACAACGUGCAGUUGCGGGCUAUUGAGGAGGUGGAUGGGACACAUGUGUGCCAACUACCGAGAGAGGACCAGGAGGGGAACAUCCACCUGAAGCCUUCCUUCUCUGAUGGUCUCAAGAUAGACGUGGGCGUCAUCUGUGACGUGUGCUCCUGCGAGCUGCAAAAAGAGAUCCGAUCUUCGCUCUGUAACUUCAAUGGGGACUUCAUGUGCGGGCACUGUGUGUGCAAUGAGGGCUGGAGCGGCAAGACCUGCAACUGCUCCACAGGCUCACUGAGUGACACGCAGCCCUGCCUGCGAGAGGGCGAGGACAAACCUUGCUCAGGUCGCGGCGAGUGCCAGUGUGGGCGCUGUGUAUGCUACGGGGAUGGCCGCUAUGUGGGUCGCUUCUGCGAGUAUGACAACUUCCAGUGUCCCCGCUCCGCUGGCUUCCUCUGCAAUGACCGAGGUCACUGCACCAUGGGCCAGUGUGUGUGCGAGCCGGGCUGGACAGGCCCAAGCUGUGACUGUCCCCUUAGCAAUGCUACCUGCAUCGACAGCAAUGGGGGCAUCUGUAACGGACGUGGUCACUGUGAGUGUGGACGCUGUCACUGUAACCAGCAGUCUCUCUACACAGACACCACCUGUGAGAUCAACUAUUCGGCGAUCCGCCUGGGUCUCUGUGAGGACCUGCGUUCCUGUGUUCAGUGCCAGGCCUGGGGCACGGGGGAGAAAAAGGGGCGCACGUGUGAGCAAUGCAGCUUCAAAGUCAAGAUGGUGGACGAGCUGAAGAAAGCGGAGGAAGUGGUGGAGUACUGCUCCUUCCGGGAUGAGGACGAUGACUGUAACUACAGCUAUGCAGUAGAGGAUGACGGCGGUGCGCCCGGGCCCAACAGCACCGUGCUGGUGCACAGGAAGAAGGACUGCCCUCCUGGCUCCUUCUGGUGGCUCAUCCCCCUGCUCAUCUUCCUCCUGCUGCUCUUGGCGCUGCUGCUGCUGCUUUGCUGGAAGUACUGUGCCUGCUGCAAGGCCUGCCUGGCUCUUCUCCCCUGCUGCAAACAAGGCCCCACAGUGGGCUUCAAGGAAGACCACUACAUGCUACGGGAGAACUUGAUGGCCUCUGACCACCUGGAUACCCCCAUGCUGCGUAAUAACAACCUCAAGGGGCGGGACACCGUCCGCUGGAAGAUCACCAACAAUGUACAGCGCCCCGGCUUUGCCACCCGCUCGGCCAGCACCAACCCUGCAGAACUGGUGCCCUAUGGGCUGUCCCUGCGUCUUGCCCGCCUUUGUACCGAGAACCUGCUGAAGCCUGACACCCGGGAAUGCAGCCAGCUGCGCCAGGAGGUGGAGGAAAAUCUGAAUGAAGUGUACAGACAGAUCACAGGUGCCCACAAGCUCCAGCAAACGACAUUCCGGCAACAGCCCAACGCGGGGAAAAAGCAGGACCACACAAUCGUGGACACAGUGCUGAUGGCCCCCCGCUCAGCCAAGCAGGCUUUACUGAGCCUGACAGAGAAGCAGGUGGAGCAGGGAGCCUUCCAUGAGCUCAAGGUGGCUCCGGGCUACUAUACCCUUACUGCAGACCAAGAUGCCCGGGGCAUGGUGGAGUUUCAGGAGGGCGUGGAGCUGGUGGAUGUACGCGUGCCCCUCUUCAUUCGGCCUGAGGAUGAAGACGAGAAGCAGCUGCUGGUGGAGGCCAUCGAUGUGCCCUCGGGCACUGCCACCCUUGGCCGCCGCUUGGUCCACAUCACCAUCAUCAAGGAGCAAGCCAGAGCCGUGGUGUCCUUUGAGAAGCCUGAGUACCUCAUCAGCCGCAGAGAGCAGGUGGCCCGAAUUCCCAUUGUCCGGCGUGUCAUGGACAGUGGCAAGUCCCAGGUCUCCUACCGCACACAGGACAACACAGCACAAGGCCACCGGGACUAUGUCCCCGUGGAGGGCGAGUUAUUGUUCCAUGAUGAGGAAACAUGGAAGGAGCUGCAGGUGAAGCUUUUGGAGCUACAGGAGGUGGACUCCCUCCUGUGGGGCCGCCAAAGCCGCCGCUUCCACGUUCACCUCAGCAACCCCAAGUUCGGGGCCCGACUGGGCCAGCCCCAAUCCACCACCAUCAUCAUCGGGGAUCAAGACAAAAUGGACCUGGGCAUGAACUUGACCGGCCAGACCCUGUCAUCAGCCCCACCCCCCCGCGGUGACCCAGCUGCCCCACAGAACCCCAAUGCCAAAGCCGCUGGUUCCCGGAAGAUCCACUUCAACUGGCUGCCCCCUCCUGGCAAGCCAAUGGGGUACAAGGUAAAAUACUGGAUCCAGGGUGAUUCUGAGGCCGAAGCCCAGGUGCUGGACAGCAGGGUGCCCUCGGUGGAGCUCACCAACCUGUACCCAUACUGCGAUUACGAGAUGAAGGUGUGUGCCUACGGGCCACAAGGUGACAGCCCCUACAGCUCCGUGGUGACCUGCCGCACACACCAGGAAGUACCCAGUGAGCCAGGGCGCCUGGCCUUCAACGUCGUCUCUUCUACGGUGACCCAACUGAGCUGGGCCGAGCCCGCAGAGACCAACGGCGAGAUUACAGCCUAUGAAGUCUGCUACGGCCCUGUCAAUGAGGACAACCAACCCAUCGGGCCCAUGAAGAAGGUGCUGGUGGACAGUCCCAAGAGACGGAUGCUGCUCAUUGAAAACCUUCGGGAGUCCCAACCCUACCGUUAUACCGUGAAAGCGCGCAAUGGGGCAGGGUGGGGACCCGAGCGGGAGGCCUUCAUCAACCUGGCCACCCAGCCCAAUAGGCCCAUGUCCAUCCCCAUCAUCCCUGACAUUCCCAUCGUGGAUGCCCAGAGUGGGGAGGACUACGACAGCUUCCUCAUGUACAGUGAUGAUGUACUGCGCUCCCCGACAGGCAGUCAGAGGCCAAGUGUCUCCGACGACACUGGCGGUGGCUGCUGGAAGUUCGAAACCCUGCUGGGUGAGGAGCUGGACCUGCGGCGCGUCACGUGGCGGCUGCCCCCGGAGUUCAUCCCGCGCCUGUCGGUUAGCAGCGCGCGCUCCUCCGAGGUGUCCCCCGAGUCCCGGGACGACGACGCUGCCGCCGCGGGUGUGGGGGGCAGUGGCCUGUCCUGCAGUACGACACCUGGGCCCCCCGGAGAGCACCUGGUGAACGGGCGGAUGGACUUUGCCUUCCCGGGCAGUGCCAACUCCCUGCACAGAUUGACUGCAGCCACCGUCGCGUAUGGCACCCACCUGAGUCCACACCUUCCCCACCGAGUGCUGAGCACGUCCUCCACCCUGACCCGGGACUACCACUCGCUGACCCGCACAGAGCACUCAGCCACACUUCCCAGGGACUACUCCACCCUCACCUCUGUCUCGUCCCACGGAUCCCGUGCGGUUGUGGGUGUGCCAGACACCCCCACCCGCCUGGUGUUCUCAGCCCUGGGGCCCACGUCUGUGAAAGUGAGCUGGCAGGAGCCGCAGUGUGAGAGGGCACUUCUGGGCUACAGUGUGGACUACCAGCUGCUUAAUGGUGGCGAGCUGCAACGGCUCAACAUCCCCAACCCCAGCCAGACGUCGGUGGUCGUUCAGGAUCUCUUACCUAACCACUCUUAUGUGUUCCACGUGCGCGCCCAGAGCCAGGAGGGGUGGGGCCCGGAGCGUGAGGGCAUCAUCACCAUUGAAUCGCAGGUGCACCCACAGAGUCCACUCUGCCCCCUGCCAGGCUCCACCUUCACCCUGAGCACCCCCAGCGCACCAGGCCCACUGGUAUUCACUGCACUGAGUCCAGACUCACUGCAGCUGAGCUGGGAACGACCGAGGCGGCCCAACGGAGACAUCCUCGGCUAUCUGGUGACCUGCGAGAUGGCCCAUGGAGGAGGGCCAGCCACCACGUUUGUGGUGGAUGGAGACAACCCCGAGAGCCGGCUGACAGUGCCGGGCCUCAGUGAGAACGUGCCCUACAAGUUCAAGGUUCAGGCCAAGACCACACGGGGCUUCGGACCAGAACGGGAGGGCAUCAUCACCAUCGAAUCCCAGGAUGGAGGCCCCUUCCCGCAGCUGGGCAGCCACCAGGGGCUCUUCCAGCACUCACUGCCAGGAGAAUACAGCAGCGUCACCACCACCCACACCAGCAGUACCAAGCCCUUAAUGGAUGGACUGACCCUGGGGUCCCAGCACCUGGAGGUGGGUGGUUCCCUCACACGGCACGUAACUCAGGAGUUUGUAAGUCGGACGCUGACCACCAGCGGGACCCUCAACACACAGGUGGACAACCAGUUCUACCAGACCUGA